This is a messenger RNA of Scedosporium apiospermum, 369 nucleotides long. RefSeq lists its product as uncharacterized. The transcript is spliced from 2 exons. The record is from RefSeq and is a predicted model, not a curated record. Lineage: Eukaryota; Fungi; Ascomycota; Sordariomycetes; Microascales; Microascaceae. Bases 1 to 369 code for a protein of 122 amino acids.
AUGAAGAGACGAUCGCCUGGACCCAGGUCUCGACCCAAGGAUACUCUUCGAGGUCUUGCCUCCCUGCUCCUGCUCGGGUACAGGACGGUGCGUACAAACGCCCAGAAUAAAGGGCGUGGGGUACAGCCCAUCCACGAGGGCGAGGGUGACAUCAACAUCUUCAACGUCCCCGGCGAUUUCAACGAUUUCCUCGAUUUCCGCUGGAAUGACCACGCCUACACGAAUAACCGGAAUUCCGGUGGUGCUCGCUCUAUCAGCGACGAAGACUCAGAGGAAGGAUACGAAAGCUCAGAGGAACGACGUGGGACGCUCGAGGGAACGACGCGAAACCCCGGAAGAACGAUAUCUACGCUCAAGGAACCAAUAUGA